Trichoderma asperellum CBS 433.97 is the source of this 792-nucleotide messenger RNA. RefSeq lists its product as uncharacterized. The record is from RefSeq and is a predicted model, not a curated record. NCBI's taxonomy places the organism in Eukaryota, Fungi, Ascomycota, Sordariomycetes, Hypocreales, Hypocreaceae.
AUGGCUAGCGUAGAGAGUGACAUCAACCGGCCUUGGGCCGACGGACCUUUUGAACUGAUUUCUAUUUCGCUUCUUGGUUACAAGCCGGGGGAGAAGGUUCAACCAUACCACGCUAUGGCCUUGGAAAUGGUUACCGUCCAUAAUUGCUUGAUAAGAGGUAUAAACAGCGUCUAUCUCCAGUGCAUCAACGUGGAACGUUCAUCGGCUAGCGUUCCAGCAUUCAUCAAAUACGCAAGUGUAUGGGGCCAGAUUCUUCACACCCACCAUUCGACCGAGGAAAAGUGGAUUUUUCCUGAGAUUGAGGCGAUCGUUGGUGAAAAAGGCGUCAUGGAUGUUAACAUUCAGCAACAUCAUGCUUUUGAAGAGGGUGUAAACGAAUACGCUGCUUACUUGAAGAAUGCGGAAAACGGCGAGGAAAAAUAUGACGGGACAAAGCUCAAGAAUAUUGUUGACUCAUUCAUGCCUGUUCUUAGGCAACAUUUGCAAGAUGAGAUUUUGACUCUUAAGGACUUUGAUAAAUAUAAGGAAAAGACCGAUUGGGCCAAAUGGACAAAAGAUACAAUUGCAAAGGUGGUAAAGAAAACCCAGACAUCUGACGGCAUGGUUGUGGAGCUGCCCUUUGUGGUUCAUAAUCAUGAGGUUAAAUUUGAGCAAAUUGGUAGCUGGCCACCGGUACCAUCUCUUGUUUUCUUCGUUCUAAAAUUUCUGUAUUUUGGAAAGAACUCCGACUGGUGGCAAUUUGCACCUUGUGACAAGAACGGCAAGGCCAGAGAUUUGCCUUAUGCACUUUAA